Ostrea edulis (European flat oyster) is the source of this 9840-nucleotide messenger RNA. RefSeq lists its product as uncharacterized. NCBI's taxonomy places the organism in Eukaryota, Metazoa, Mollusca, Bivalvia, Ostreida, Ostreidae. The transcript is spliced from 5 exons. Gene Ontology annotation, biological process: negative regulation of DNA-templated transcription. The record is from RefSeq and is a predicted model, not a curated record. Gene Ontology annotation, molecular function: transcription coactivator binding. The coding region runs from base 6728 to 8017 and encodes 429 amino acids.
UUGAAGUUUAUAGGGGGAUUAAGUUUUAAAUCUGCUUGCCUCGGGGGUGGAUGGUACUUGAUAACGUUGCAGACCCGCACUAGAGCUAAUGAUUAGGUUUGCUUUGAAAGGAUGUGGUUAUUUAGCUCAUCAGCAGUGAUUUGUAUCCCACUAUUAAUCAUGGUUUUUUUGCCCUCCUCGUUGUAUCGGGAUCUUAGUUCACAGCAACUUUAUGUAUCAUCAAUGCAUCAGAUUUAUUGAUGACAUCUUAAUUUUUCUGGCUGUUAACAAUCUUUUUCUGAUACCUGUGGGAUGUUUUGCGGAGAUGUAGCCAGUGAUAAUUUGUUUUUAAAAAAUUGUUUUUACAGCUUUAAACUUUCUGCAUGUCAGCAAAUCUAUGAUCAAAUUUAAUGUGCUUAUGACAAGCAUCUUAUAUCUUGUCAAUGAGUAGGUGGGCUGUCGCUACCACAAUAUAUUUGAUAUGAUUUUUUUUUUUUUUUUUUUUUUUAAAUUAGGAAGUAAAAUUUGAAAUUUUGAUAGGCAAAAUUAUUUUUAUAAAAAGUAUAGGCAAAAUUAUUUUUAUAAACUGAGCAUUUCACAAGUUACUGCCAGGUUAUUGUCACUUUAAAGAUGUAGUGUAGAGACUGUAAGAGACCCAGGGAUGCAAUUUGCUUCUUACUCGAGGAUAAAAUGUUAUUAUGGUAGCAACAUAUCCUUAAAAUAUCUCAGAAUUAUUAAGUAUAACUUUGUGUCUAAUAUGUUUAAAAUUUGUAAUUAGUACAACAAAAAAUUAUCUCAGAGAGGCUGUAUGUAACCACAUGCCAAGAACCCUGUCACUGCGAAAUAGCCGUACAUAAUUAAGUCUUAAAUUUGUAACACUUCACUUAAUCUGAUGAUGUCUCUAAAUGUGUGGGAAAAAUCUCAAAGGGAUGUGAAAUUAUUAAUCAUUCCUUUACAACAUCCCUCACACAUCAUGCAUAAUGAAGCUUCAUGCAAUCCGGUGUUAAAGUUCAAGGGCAACUGGAGGUUCUGUGCUGAAUACAACAUUAUGAAGAGCAAGGCACCAUUGUACAAGGUUCUACAAGGAGUAGAAUUCAAAUUUGCCACAUAAAGAUUAACAACUGUGAUGACCAUAUUGGAAAGCAGAGAGUGACAACGUAUUGCGAGAUUGUCACCCGCUUAGAAACAAGGCAGCAGGUGAAAACCUCCUUAAGUUCUUCAGGGUAAAAGAACAAUUUAAUACUGCCUUAAUAUUUGGAGUAUAUAUCACAUAUCAUGUUUGAGGAAGGUAUGAUCGCCCAAGGGCGCAAGCUACUCAGACCUUGACAAUAUGUGAUGUCUCCCUCCUGAUAAGGCAAUAAUUGUAUACCGUUUUGCUAAAUUUUUUAAGUAUGAUUUUUCUUUACAUCUACAAUGCAUUUUUAAAUUGACCUGUUUUUCUUCAAUUUCAGUCAAAUUAUAAUGGUAUGGACAUAUUUGUGGUGUCAAACCAAAUACUUAAUGAUUUUUUUAUGGAAAAAUGCAUGGACGGAUCUUUUAAAUUUUAGAAUUUAAUUGACAUAUUUUUUAUGUCAAUUUCUUAUCUUCAAGAUUAUUUCAUGGGAAAAUGCACCGAUGAAUCUUUAAAAAAAUUAAAUUGACGUAUUUGUGGUGUCAAAUCAUUUGGGUAUUGGGGGAGAAAAUGCAUUGUUAUAUCUUUUAACUUUUAAAAUUUCAUCUAUUCUUGGGCAAAACCAUACUAUACCCAUUCUAGGUUUGACCUUUGAGAAUUAAAACAUCAAUCAUCUCCGAGGUAUUUCAGGGGUACACAUAGCCGGGGAGUACAGUUGCAUGGGUGACUCUACCUCUGACGUGGAGAAGUAACGUGUAAUAGUGUAUGUAGUGGGAGGACGGAUGCCAUGCUGUUGUCCUCUGUUCAUUGUGUGAGGUGGUGGUAGUGACAUUUAUGAAGGGAGAUAAUUAAUGGUCUCACUUUGAACUAUUUUAGUCAUCUUCCCCUAACUUGAGCUUAUGAUAUGCCUUCUGUCAAGAAAGAGAAAUGGCUGCUCUGCGUCCUCGUGUUACUUAGUCUGCAGAGAGGGAAUAUUUGCAUCUUGUCCAGACAUCUUGGGUAACAUCACAUAUGCUCAAUGAAAAAUGUAUUUACGGAAAGCUUUUUAAGUUGGUGCAGCCUAAGACUUGCAUACUAUCAGUGGGUAUUGCAGUAGAACUGCUUGUAGAUGACAUUUCAAGAUGACUAUUCCAUUAGGAUGGGAUUGACAGGGUAGUGAUGGAAUUUCAACAAUUGCCAUUUUGACAAAAUUUGCAUAUUUAUUCAUGUUGUCUUACUAUGUGUGUUAAGAACAUGCAUCUCUCAUCAGUUAUACUGUAUAAUGGAGGUCCUGGAAUCAGGAUUCUUAAGCUGAUGCUUAAAAAACAACCUUAUCUAGAACAAUAUGCAGAUACAAAUGCAUGUGUUGGGUGGUGUCCAAUUUAACACCUGGCAAAGUAGAUGACAUGGAGUGUGCUAAAAAUAUUGCAUUUGUCUUUAACACGACAACCCUUUUUGUACGAUGGUCAUUUUGAGGUGACGUUUAUAGACUUAUAAGACUGUCACAGGCUGCUGAAUCGAAAGCCUGGACACUGAGUAUAAAUAAUGAGCCCUCCCCCUCGUUGACAUAUGACAGACAUAUGAAUAAUGAACCCUCCCCCUCUUCUUUACUAAAUGUCUUUGCUGAUGGCGGCUUGCAGUCACAUACAUAUUGUAAUGUAGCCUAAGGUUUGAUGAAGUUCGUGAAUAACUUAAUAUUGCCCUUGAUAUGUACAUUCGUUAUAUCAAAUACAGAAACUUGAUUUUUUUAACCUACAAGUGGUUUGUGUUGCUUUCUUUCCUUUUCCAGCAGAUGAAGGCAAGAUUUAUAUAAAUACACUGUGUGUUCCGUUUUCUGCCAGCAACUGUGAUACUAUAAAAUUUUGUGUAUAAAAAUGGUAUCAUCAUUUUAUUUUGGGAAAUGGAUAUUUAAGGGCUGAGAUGAUAAAUGUUUUUGGUUGACCUAGUUUGUAUCAAGAUGUAUCUCACUUGUGAUGUACGAUAUGUAUCUCUAAGCUGUAUUUGUAAUUAUUUUAGUGGUAUUUAUAAAUAAUGCCUUGGAGGUUGAAGCAAGAACAUAUUAGUUUAUGGGUACCCGUAAAACUAAGAAAAUUUGUUAUCCAUUAUCACACUUAGAAGAAGCACUAAAUCAUGAUUAUACCAAAGCUCCGAUCAUGCCAAAUUUUAGAUCGAUGCUCAAAUAAAUACACAGUGCAGUAUUUCAUAUCUAAAUAUUUUUAGAAUAUAAGAUUUUCCAAAAUUUAAACAGCACAGCAAGUCAGAAUUACUUUACUCAGACGUAAUUAUAAUGCACAAUUUCUAAGUUGUCCAAUAAUUGUUUUCCUUUGUUCAGUUUUGUGUGGUGAGAUUUUUGUUAAACACACAGUGGCGAUCAUGAUCAUGUAAGUACUGUUAAUUAUCUCGGAAAUUGCAUAUUGAAACAUCUAUGGACAACAGCAUCUUUAGAAUGUCAAGGUUAUGUAUGUUUGUUUAUCUCACCUUGACAAAAGUUGCUAUCUAGAAGUCGAGCUUCACAUUUAGCCUAUCUCUGAUCGGUACCUAGCAUAUGUUUCAUGAAGUAUGCGGGGGUGAAGCAUUGCAAUUCAUAUACCGUCAAAUAUUUCCAAAAAUGAAAAUUAUUUCUUAAAGUCUAAAGAACACUUGAUGUACCAUGUGCUUAAUUUCCUCAUUAAUUUUCUCUAUUCACACACAGGCGAGUGUCUCAAACUCAAUCCCGCAAAGGCAGGACGUGGUCCUGAUUUUUAUUCUCUAUUAAACUAAGCAAAUUUUGUCUUGAUUCUGAAACUCCAGAUCUCCCAAAAAACUCUCAACAGUAAGUCUAGUAUAAUGUGCGAUUGUAAAGUGAAUGCUGCAUAUUGUUUCAAGAAGUGAUUUGUUUCAGUCAAUCAGAGGAGAGAAAAUGUUUAGUCAUUUGAUAGAAUCUUCAUUAGGUAUCAACAUUUAAUUAGGGUAGUAUGGGGAUGUACUGCUACAUGUAUACCUGGUAUCGUAUCAAAUAUGAUCAUGGCAUACAUCACUGCAUUUCAAUGAAUUAAUAAUUAUAUUCCCUGUUUGUUUAUUAUACUCUCCGCAGGUGAGCUACAUAAGGUUUAAUACACACCACAUUUUUCGGUUAAGCUAUGCAGGCUUUACCUAUGCCACUCUCUUAAGGUGAGCUACACAGGCUUUACCUAUGCAAUUUUCCUCAGGUGAGUUAUACAGGUUCUAGUCACACUUCUUCCUCAGAUGAGCUGUACAGGCUGUACUCACACUUCUUCCUCAGGUGAGUUAUACAGGCUGUACUCACACUUCUUUCCUCAGGUGAGUUAUACAGGUUCUACUCACACCUAUUUCCUCAGGUGAGCUAUACAGGUUCUACUCACACCUCUUUCCUCGGAUGAGUUAUACAGGCUCAACCCACCCCAUUUUCAGCAGGAUGCCUUUUGAUAUAUCUAUCAAGUAUUUCAUGAUUAAUUUGGCACUGUCUGAAUUGACAAAUUUCUGGAAUGUUGCAUUCUAAGAUAUGAAACUUUGUCUGCCAUUAAGUGCUGUAACAGUGAAAAUAAUUUGAACUUGACCUCUUAAUUAUGACAGUCCCAUGCAUUUUAUGAAUUGAAAUUUGGUCAAAUAUUUUGCAUUCCUGUGGUACUGAAGGUAUAAAAAUGCUACAUAUGAGGGACUAUCACGAUCUAUCAUUAGGAGUCCGACGUGUCGCUGCUCAACACUAUAGUGUGUUGAAUCAUUACAAUAAAUGAAUUGGCUACAUCAUAAUAGCCAUGAUGAUGAUAAAAAAAAAAUCUGAAAAUUUUGCAGGAUAUUUGGAUAUUUUCCAUCAGAUCAUAAUCAGGAUUAAAUUAUUACUGUUGUUUUAAAACUGCCACCAGGAACAAAGUGUCAUAGUUAUGUAUUUAUACUUGUUUUAUUAGGUGUAAAAAUGAUAAUGGAUGGCUGUAAAUUUCAUCAUUAGUGCUAACAAAAAUACCUCAAAGCUACUAAAAUACAUUAGGCUCAUCCUGAUGUUAAUGGUUUUGAUUUUUUGAUUUGAAUGUAUUUAUGAGUAUCCAAUAAAUUAAGACUCAAUUUGAAAUUUUAGAGGGGGGAUAUGCUUUUGGGGAUCGAGUUUAAAGAAGAUGAAAUUAAGGAAUUUAAUAAUACUUUUAAUUGUGGGGCACCAGGUUUAGAAAGUCUGCUUAAACUCAUUUUGAUAGUAGCUGUUGCAAAAUUGGGAAAAAAAUUCUCCCGUUUUUCGCUGCAUACCAUCAAUGCAUAUUUUAGAAAUUAUUUUUUUUUAACUAAUUGUGGGGCUAAGUGAUACAUUGACCUUGAUCUUUUUUUUUAUUAUGAUUUCAUUGAUGCUUCAUAUGAGUGAAUUUUGCAGAUCUUGCAAUUCAUAACUACUUUAGGUAUUGCAGAAGAAUUAGUACAUUGACCUUGGAGAAUCUGCCCGGCUCUGCAGAGCCAGCCCACUCCUUGCAAUACUUUGUUGUACAUUAAAGAAUUAUUAUCAAUAUUUUAUCAAAAAAAGAUAAGAUUACCCUUCAUUACAUGUUAUUUCUCAAAUUCAGCUGCUUUUUUUCUGAAACAGAAAAAUCUGAUAUUUACAGUAAUAUUUUCUGGUAACCUACAGGUUUUUUUUGGUUAUUUAUUAAAUUUUUUACAAAGUUAAUGUUAAAUAUUUUUCUUCUAAAUGUCUGCUGGAGACUUUGAACUUCUCAUCAUUUAUCAUUAAGAUAUCUUGAACCACAACUGCACACCAGAUAUCUGAAUUGAUACAGUGUUCUGUUCAGAUCAAGCGACAUUUCUAGAUAUAUAAUAGGAGAAUUCUAUUUCUCAUCAAAUACUAGAAGAGUAAGGGUCCCAUCGUAUUCUACACUUGAGUUGCUUUUUAUCGAUGGUGUGAAGUGUUUGUAUAAGGCUUAUCAAUGCCAGGUAUAGCCCUUUAUACAAAUGUAACUUUGGUCUGUGUGACCUAAAUAGCGGCUCAGGUGUUGUCUGUUCCAAAAACUUUGCGGCCAAGUUGUAUUGAAAAAGAGAGGUUUUCUUCGUAGUCCUUCAUUUAAAACAUUUUCUGUGGUAGAAGGAGAUCUAAGUUAUGAAUUACUUUAGCAGUGCACUCAAGCAGAUCGGUUUGUGAAAACACAAAACCUAUUAAUCCAAUCAAAUUUACCUGUCAGAUUUUUGCCAAGGUUAAAGUGCAGGGCCUCAGCCAAUGACAGCGAGGCUAGGUGUACUAGAGCGACAUUGUGGUACUUCAGUCAUACAAACAUAUAUAUAUCCUGUGCGAUUACUCACCACUUCGAUUUAACAACUGUCUGUUCCCUGCUUCACAUUGGCUCUUCUUUACCCCCACACGAAAAGAUAUUUAUAAACAAAAUCGAGCAUGCUGUCUGCAGUCAAGUUGUGCAACUGUUUUCUGUGUUGAAACAGCCACUGGCACGUUUCUGUGAGAAUUCUCUAAAAGUGCAGACACACCUGUUUUUCUUGUGGAAAAUGUUUUUUGAGUGUACCCAUUUCUUCUGUGUCAGUCCCACCUGCUGAGGAAACUGAGUAUAACUAAGUGUAACCAGGGUGCAUUGAGUACUGGGAGCUGACUAGAUUCUAAAUUCCUGUGCGGAAAUUUGUUUUAAUUAAGAAGGAUUUUUUUUCACAAUUUUGGGACGUGGUGUUGACUGAUGUUUAAUGUGUGAUCGUUUAGCCUCCUUUGGGACUAACCCUAUGAUGCCAAUGCUUGGUGACCCUCCUUUGGGAUUCCCUGACUCCCUGAGGGGGAGUCUUCUAGGACUGCCUCCCUAUGCCCAUCCAGGAUUUGGAUUAGGUAUGGGGCCAGUUGUGCCUGUUCCCUUAUGGAGACCUAUGGCCACUCACCCUUCAGCUUUAAUGUGUAAUAGUGUAGGAUGCGCUUGUAACAGGCCUCCCCUGUUAAUGAAUGAACUUCUAGAUCUGUAUAACAAGAAUUCACCUCCCUCUACUGAUCCAUGGAGGCCAUGGUACCCGAAACACCCAGUGUCUACUGACUCAUACUACAAAUCCAUUGACUCCCGACAGUCUCCUAGUAAAGAACUGCCAACAAAGCUGUUAAAACAGGAUCGCAUCAAAGAGCGGCAGGAGCUGUCCCAGACCCUAAACUACGACAGGGAUCACCUCCUGAAACUCAAAAACAGAUGUGUGGCACCUCAGCCGGGACAGCCAACAGUCGAUGGAGAUGUAUACAGAAAUGGGGACCAUCAUAUUUCUACUCUUGAAUCCUACUCCAUCAGACGACACUAUAUUCUCCCUCCGCCAGGGCCAAUUAGGGACCCUAGAGGAUCUCCUCCCAAAUAUUCCUCCAUAGAAUCCCAUGAUGCACCACUGAAUCUCUCCCUGUCCAGUUCUUCGCUGCCAUCCACCACUUCUGCUUUCUCCUCACAAAUCUCUCGGCCAUCGGUCAUCACGUGUGGUCCCACUGUGAACGAGAGGAACAGUCACUAUAGCAACGUAUCGCCCCCUCAUACUCCUCAUGUAGUGUCCAGUCCCAAAAGUCGACAAAUUAUAUCAGCAGGUUGUGAACCGGACAUAGAAGAACAUUUCAGACGAUCAUUGGGAAGGGACUAUAUGACAUCUAACUCUCCCAAACUGGUCAAUCCCCCACCCCCACCCCCUCCACCUAAAGUACCCACUCCCCCAGUAGAAGCUGCUACGACCACUAGAGCCAGCUCUUCACCUAUGGAGGGCGAUAAGAACAACCCGGCUAAUGUAUCCAUCACAGGUUCAGUGGAUGACCAUUUUGCCAAAUCAUUGGGCUCCAACAUGUGGUCAGCUCUGAAGGCCAAGAAUGACCCCGAGGUUCAGACAGUGGAUGACCACUUCGCUAAAGCGCUGGGAACCAGCACAUGGUUACGAAUAAAGAAGGAAAAGGAAACUAAUGGCACCAGUUCUCCUCCCUCAUCACCACAGCAACAGAGACAAAACUCAUCACUGGUGUCAACAUGAUGACAGAAGUGGUGAAAAACAUGACACAGAAAAACCAGAACUGUACAUGGCAGCUGGGGAUCGGGGUGAAUCCCAAAACAUGAUACUACUACUGCCGAGGGGAAAAUCCACUGAAUCCAGUUCAUAGGAUCAGGAAUGGAAGUCAUUCGUCUAUAUUAUUUAUGAACGCUCUUUGUCCAUGUGUAAUGUUCUGUGUGAGGAUGAAUUUGCACAAAACUGAACAGUUUAGUUGGUACCCUGAAGGAAACAGCAAAACUCUUGUUCAGUAUUUGAGUGACACAAUGUGAAAACAGACACGUUUUGUGCACAGUUUACUGGUACACGUACUUCUACAGUGCUGUUCCAGAUGUUCGUGCAUUCUUGCACUUGACAGGUUUUUUUCUAUUAUUGCUUUUUUUUCCUCCCAUUCUGAUGUCAUUGGACACGUCUACGCAUGUUUGAGUUUUGGCCAACUUGGAUCUCUUCAUGCCAGCUGAUGGGGUAUUCCACAUGUUUUGGUGCUUUAUUUUGUUUUGCUUAUUGAAGACUUUUUUUGCUACAUUUAAACUGACAGUUUGAUGCUCAUUAUUGAUCAUAGCCUGAAAGUUGCUCACUUUUUCAUUGUACAUGACAAAAACAAGCUGAUUGGUUGUAUGGGGUGCUUGAUUAUGCAAACCUGUAUUGAUAUGAACACAUGUUUUGUACAUAUUUGGAUGUUGCUGGGUUGAAGAGAGUAUGUAUUCAGUAUUGUUUUAAGGUUUAUCAUUUUCCCAUGUGAGAGGACUUUCUCCUUUUUUAGUAUUUUAUUACAUUUGUGCGUUUGAGUGCAAUUUUGAUCUUGUCACAGAUGACCAUUGAGGUGACUGUAAAAAUUACAUUCCAUCAGGUGUGCAGGUUUGUGUGUGUGUUUUAACAUGAGGAGGUAACAAGAGUUGCACGAGCAUGACAUGUUAUAUUUGUCAGAAUGCAUCGCAUCAGGCAAGUGUGCUUCCUGUUAAGGUCACGGAAAAGGUCGCUAAGCAUGUCAACACAAAAGUGGGCGGAGGCGUGUGUUUACAUAAUGUGGCUAGCGGACCAUGUCUAAACAAUCUAUCAGCAAUGACUAAUGCAUAAUAAUCUACAUAUAUAAAAGUAUGAUGAAAUCACUAAGGCAGAGUAGAAAUUCUAUUGGCAGAUAUGCCUUAAUAUGAAGAACAAAAGCAAAUCGUUAGUAGGAUUUAAAUAUGUGAAUUGCUGGUUGUUAAUGUCAAAUAUUUGUAAUUCAGACUGACACACCUGUGCUAAUCAGUUAUUAAAUAUGCACAUGUAAAUUAGCAGAUUUUUUGGGAGUGAGUUUUUUUAUAUUGAAAUCGUCUAUUGUUUUCGUAUUUAAUAUUUUUCAUGGGGAUUGGAAGGCAAGAAAGGAAGUUAAUUUCUAUUGUUUUCCUAGUUGAUAUUUUUGAUGGGCAUUGGUUAGCAAAAAGGGAAGUUAAAUGUCAUGAGUCAGAAAACAGUGCUUGCAUGGUAACUAUGACUUGGAUGUGGAGGAAGCCGUCCUCCUUAAAGGUUUAGCGACACCUGAUAGUUCGAGCUAUGGUGUAAGACAUGUUAUCUUGGAUGAGGAUGUGAGAGAAAAUAUUAAUGGCAGCUCCUGAAGCUUUAUGAAUGAUUAGGGUGUAUGUGUGAAUAUAGAUAUACCACAGUGUAUAUGAAGUAAAUGUUCAUUGUUACAUUGUUUCCACUAAGCUUUAUACUGUGUAAUGUCCAACCUGUUGUAUAAAACAUUGACUUUAUUGAGAAAAAAAAUGAGAUAGAAAAAACAUUGUGAUGAAAAAAUGAAUAAAAUUAUAUUUGAAUAGAGUGAA